This is a messenger RNA of Daphnia pulicaria, 1121 nucleotides long. Its product is annotated as meiotic recombination protein REC114-like. Bases 192 to 941 code for a protein of 249 amino acids. The transcript has 5 exons. The record is from RefSeq and is a predicted model, not a curated record. Lineage: Eukaryota; Metazoa; Arthropoda; Branchiopoda; Diplostraca; Daphniidae.
CAAGAUGGCCGCUGACGACACGAAAAGAUCGUCUGCAUCGUUAAGACACACACAUUUCUCGACUCGAGAUCGGGCGCGUGUGUGUUAUUUGGUCUGCCUCCAUUGCUGCAUGCUGUGGGUGUUUGGUGACAAGUUUUCUUGUUUUGUUUCAUCAAGUUCCGAUCGUUCGUUUUUCGGUCUUGUUUCAAAAAAUGGCGAGCCAGGCAUCUCAGAACUUGCAAACAAGAAGCAGCAAGGCGAAACCAAGUACAUCAGCAGCAGCAGCAACAGCAUCCGAAAAUAAUUCUGCGGUAGAACUCCUCCUCCCAGCUUGCAACAACAACAACAAUAACAACACGUUGGCGCGAUGGCCGUUAUCCAAAUAUUCUAACUUUAUCAUCAGCCAAAGGCCGGGUGUUGGAACGUGGCAAGAGAGAACGGCAGGAGAGCCCCAUGACAUGUGGAUUCAAAUUACCCAACGUCGUUACAUUCAGAUUCUUCACGGUGACGUGUUACUCGAGUGUAUCAACUUGUCGGAGGCCCAGGGAGUGUGGAAGGCCAUCAGACGGGGACCCAACAUGUUGUUCGUCGUUUCCAAUAGCAAGGAAAGCAGCCGCAAAUUUCGUAUUCGCUUUCAACCAAACAACCAGGAAGAACCGACGGCCGUGGCCUACGCCUGCGCCUGUCACCUGUCCCGCUUUUUUACUUUGCACGACGCCGAUCGACAAGGUCAAGACGACGACCAUCCACCUUCUUGCACCAUCUCGAUCAAGCAGUUGGCCAUCGCCGUUUUGGAUCCUCAAAAUUCCAAAUGGCCUUCGGAUUAUGCGGAUAUUGGCGAGUCUCCCGAACUUGUGCCGGACCUCCUACGUUCUUGCCUAAUGGAUCCUAAUUUCCCCGCUCUGGUCGAGGCUGUGGAAAGUUCGCUGAAGAAGUUGAUGAACUCGGACAAUUCGAGUUAAAAUCAAAUUUAUCUCACCCUUUUUCGUAAUGUCAUUUUUAACCAGGCAAUCGUAAUUUUUUUAAUACAGUAAUAUUUAAAUGAGUCGUUUGUUUUUUCAUACACAAGACGGUUUUCUUUUCUUUAUCUUUUAUAUUUCUUCUCGUUUCUCCAUGUGAACACCUGGCCAUGUUUCCAAACA